AUCUUGAUGGUACGAGCAUCCAUACUAAAAAUUCCGCUUUGAUCUAUCCAUCCAUUCCAGGUUGAUUGGAUAUCCCCAUUGAGCUAUAUUUGAAUCUCGAAAUUCUUGCUAUCCUACUAUUCCCUCCCUCCACAGCUCAAUAGGAAAAAUGGAAGGAAAGGCAAACAAGAAAAUGAAGAGGGUUCUCCUUCUAGUAAACGUCACACUCCUCGCGGUCGGACUCUGCGGCGGCUCCAUGGUCGUGCGCAUCUACUUCAUCCACGGUGGCAACCGAGUAUGGCUAUCGAGCUGGUUGGAAACCCGCGGCUAGCCCAUCAACUUCAUUCUCAUUGUCUUCCAAUGAUCAACUCCAAGAUUGCUCAUAAGUCUGCUUAGCUUAGUUAUUACUGAGUAUGCUAUGUCGGGUCUUGUCGCAGAUUACCAAAUUCCUCGUAUACCCGAAAACAAAUUAAAAAUGUAAGCUAGAAUCUACGUCCUUCUCUCUGGCAUCAUCGAUCACGGGUCAUGGAUCGCACGUGUUGACUAGAUUUGGUCUGAACCCUUAAUAUAGGCUAAUUUGCUACACUUCUACAUUAACUUAAGAGGUACCCGUUUGAACACUCUAUGUACUUGUAAAUAUCAUAUCAAAUAUCUUAAACAAAAUAAAUCAACAGCCUGUUCAAUAUGCUGACUUCUGCUUUCCUCUCUCUACUCUCUCUCCUUCUCAAUCCGAGAGAGAACAAAGCGUAAACGGACCCAGAUAUCGCAAAUUAGUAUUGAUAAGAAAUAAUGGGAGAACUGGAUCAAACCGCCAACCAAAAAAUGAAGAUGGGCCUUCUCCUUCUAGUAAACGUCACACUCCUCGCCAUUGGAAGGUGCGGCGGCCCCAUGGUCAUGCGCCUCUACUUCCUCCAUGGCGGCCACCGAGUAUGGCUAUCGAGCUGGCUGGAAACCGGCGGAUGGCCCAUCAAUUUCAUUCUCCUUCUCGUAACCUACCUCAACCGCCGUCGCAAAGAGGGUCCUGCCGCCAAGCUAGUAUUCAUGGGAGGUCGGUUGUUCAUCGGCUCUUCCGUUACCGGCGUCCUGUCCGGAGUCGACAACUACCUCUACGCCUAUGGGGUGGCCCGCCUCCCAAUAUCGACCUCCUCUCUAGUAGCCGCGUCCCAUCUGACUUUCCUUGCGCUUUUCGCAUUUGUUCUGGUGAAGCAGAAGUUCACUCCGUAUUCGAUCAAUGCGGUGGUGUUGCUCACCGUAGCAGCCGGAGUUUUGGCGCUUCACACGAGUACCGAUCGGCCGGAGGAUGAGUCCAGGAAGGAGUAUUACUCGGGGUUCUUCAUGACGGUAGCGGCCGCGGUUUUGUUCGGGUUUAUGUUGCCGUUUAUGGAGCUGACCUAUAAGAAGGCAAGACAGGACGUUACGUAUACUCUGGUGCUGGAGUUUCAGUUGGUUAUGUCUUUCGUUUCUACUCUAGUUUGCACUAUUGGCAUGAUAGUCAACAAUGACUUCAAGGCAAUUCCAAGGGAGGCCAGAGAUUUUGGACUCGGCGAAACAAUGUAUUAUGUGGUGCUGGUUUCCAGUGCCAUAGUUUGGCAGUGCUGCUUCCUAGGCUCGAUAGGGGUCACCUUCGUCGGUUCAUCUCUACUCUCUGCUAUCAUCAUCACAGUUGUACUCCAAGUGACAGAAAUUCUAGGUGUUAUUUUGUACAAGGAAAAAUUUACAGCAGAGAAAGGGGUUUCUCUUUUUCUCGCAUUAUGGGGAUUUGUUUCCUACUUCUAUGGUGAGCGAAAACACAGCAAGGAGAAGAGUGAAAUUCAAGCUCCAGAAAAGGAUACGCCGCUGCCUAUUACCGUUGCCACUCCAUCAUGAAUGAUUGUACAUAGUAUAUGUUAUUGAAUGUACUCUUUCAAACGGAUGCAUAGGACCGGCCUAGGGACAAAGGCUAUGCACAUUGCAAAGGGACUAGCCUCUGUAUACCCCAAAAGUUAUUUCUUCUUACUGUUUUAUGUAUUUUUUUUAUUUUUUUUGGCCAUUCGUUAAUCUUAAUCUACAUUAUCCUAUAGGAGAGACUUUGGGGAGGGGGCGAGGCUUACGGGAAUCGAACGUUGUCCAUGUACAUGAGAAUAUGUAAGGGAGGCCAACUGCACUCCACUCCAUGUGCUGUUAGUGUUUUAUGUUGUAUGUGGGCUAAAAUGGUUUGUUUGUAAAUUGUAAUUGGGUCAAAAGUCUAGUUUGGGCCUUUUGGUCGUGUGUUGUCUAGAUGGGUCUUAUUAUUGUAAAAUUAGCCGAAGGUCCAAUGUUGUUUGCAUAAAUAA
Messenger RNA from Rhododendron vialii, 2291 nucleotides. Its product is annotated as purine permease 3-like. Gene Ontology annotation, cellular component: membrane. The transcript is spliced from 2 exons. The record is from RefSeq and is a predicted model, not a curated record. Lineage: Eukaryota; Viridiplantae; Streptophyta; Magnoliopsida; Ericales; Ericaceae. Gene Ontology annotation, molecular function: purine nucleoside transmembrane transporter activity. Bases 769 to 1845 code for a protein of 358 amino acids.